This is a messenger RNA of Marchantia polymorpha subsp. ruderalis, 2173 nucleotides long. NCBI's taxonomy places the organism in Eukaryota, Viridiplantae, Streptophyta, Marchantiopsida, Marchantiales, Marchantiaceae. The record is from the annotation of a GenBank genome assembly.
CUGAGGGCUCGAGGCCCAUGCAUGGUCCUUACGCUCAGUAGUCGGUGAUGUGCCAAACGAGCCGGAGAGCUACCAGACUUCAAGGCGUCAGAGUCGACUUGGAGCUCGCAUCCCCGAAGUCGUGCAUUACCAGCCAGGGUUGCCAAUUUAAUCACUCUUUCUGGGAGAGCUGUGUCCUCACGAGAAUCACUCAGUUGGCUGGAUUGGUAGAGAAAUGCAUGAUUUCAGCUGUGAAUCAAUGUUUAAGCUCAUGCGAUGACUCUGACGGAUUCCGGAAUUUUGGGAGACCAUGUACUCUCGACCUGGCAAAGCGAGAGACGAAAGCUCCAUCGAGGCUGCCAGACUUUUCCAACGGAGAAGAGACUUACAGCUGUACAAGCCUCUUGGCCCGUGCAAAACAUGGCGACACAAACGGGAUUAAGAGGUCCGAGCAUUGUGGAUGGAUUAAGCCUGCAACGCAUGGCGUGUAUAACAGAAGCAGCUCUGAUCGAGAAUGCUGACUCUGGGGCAGACAUAUUCUUAGGUCCACAAAACUUCUACGGAUUGGAUGACGGCAACAUCGAGCUUCUCUUUACACUGCGGCCUGCCGGCGAUGCGUGGAGCAAAACAUCACCUGCUCUUGCUCAUGAAAGACCGAGUUUGGGUUCUCUAAAGUGCACCGGCCUCAGUUGGAACGCGACGGGUUUAGUUCUGGCUGCUGCAUAUGGGAGAAAGGACCUUCGGGGAUGGUGCGAUCAUCCUGGAGCGCUGUGCACUUGGAACAUAAAGCAGCAAGUAUCAGAUAGCUUCAAUCAGACGAGCAGCAUUACGCUGGACAACUGUUUGAUGUGUAUUGCGUUUCACCCACUACAACCAGAUAUCAUUGCAGGGGGGACUUUCAAUGGUGAGAUUUAUGUGUGGGACCUGAGCAAGGACGAUCCCCAGAUUGCUGUAUCUGGUGCGACUUACGUAUGUCAUUCUGAACCGAUAACCCAGGUGGCCUGGUAUCACAGUGGAAAAGAAAGCGGCAUCUGCUCAUCAUCUAAGGACACAUUUCAGAUUAUAUCUACCAGCACUGACGGACAGAUUCUGUUGUGGUCCGCAGACAACUUAAACCAGCCGCUCUAUGGAUACUCUAUCCUAUAUCCACGUUCACAUUCUUCAAGGGCACAAUAUUGGGGAGGCACAUGCAUGGACGUACCCGCGAACACAAAAGAUCAUUCUACAAUAAUCGUGGGAACUGAAGGAGGGACAGUGUACAGAUGUGGUUUGCAAUUCACUCAAAAAUCGAUAAAUGAUUUCAGUAGACAAGUCAAAGAUUCAGGUUUGCUGACCAACAGUUGCCGGGAAGGGAAACUAAAACUAUUAUCUCCAAUCAAGUCACAGCAUGAGCCACAUGUUGGUCCGGUCCAUUGCAUAAAAUUCUCGCCCUUCGAUGAAAGAGUUUUCAUGACUUGUGGUUAUGACGGCUUUGUCUGCAUAUACAACGAUGUCCAGGCGAAACCGAUCCUGAGGCUUGAACCAUCGGAGAUGCAAAUUCUCUGCGCGGGGUGGUCACCUUCCCGGCCCCUCGUCAUAGCUGUUGGAGUGGAAGGAGGUCGAAUAUUCAUUUUUGAUGUACAGAGAAGUAUGCUCCAUCCAACCGCUGCUGUAGACGCCAGUGAGGAGGGCAAUCCAAUAUUCGCGAUGGCUUUCAAUCAUCAGAAGCGUCAAUAUUAUGCGUGCUCCGACGGCGUGCAUGUGAAGAUUUUCCAGUUGGGCUCGAACUACACCAAGGAAAGGAUUUUGGAGAGAAAGCAACUGGCUCGUUUCGCUCAAAGUGCUGGUGGAGAUGUUUAAAUCCGACCCUUUCCUGAUGCAGAGGAACUGCUGGAGGCGUUUGGACUCGAGAGGCUCUCGGUGAAUUGAUGAAAGAAAGAGGAAUCGCAUCACGCCCCUGAAAGAGCUUUCGAGUCCUAGUUCUAGACCUAGUCCCACCUUCCAUUCUCGAAUAUGAAUGUGGGGUCACCUUUAUCACACUUCUCGUCGCCUAGGCAACUCUCGCAGUAUUAUAUUCUAAUCCCUAGCUUCGACGGGGAGACGCUUUAGCGUGUACCGCUGUAGCCCUAGUUGAAACACUGGCCAGGAAAUGUUUAAAACCCUUUGAAGAAUUCAAAUUUUGACUCUCCCGAGCGAAUGAUAUUGUCGGCUCCGC